Dicrocoelium dendriticum is the source of this 759-nucleotide messenger RNA. Lineage: Eukaryota; Metazoa; Platyhelminthes; Trematoda; Plagiorchiida; Dicrocoeliidae. The record is from the annotation of a GenBank genome assembly.
AUGGAUCUGCUUUUUCAGUCGCUUCGGAUUAAGCUCUAUCAAUCGGAUCACGACUUGUUACUUUUUGAUGAAGAAAUAUCAAGAUUAGAGAAUAUCCUUCGCUCACUUGUUUUUGCAGGUGAGAGCAACUCACUGUUGAUUUUGGGUCGCAGGGGUUCAGGGAAAAAGCGCCUCGUUUCUCAUGCGCUAGAAAAUGUUAGGAAGGAUCUCACCGUGAAACAGAAUUUACUGGAGGUUCAUCUGAAUGGUCUGGUCCACACUAGUGAUCUAUCUGCACUCCGAUCAAUGGCGAAACAGCUACAUCGUGAACUCCUUCUCGAUAACUUCGAUCCAGAGGCAUCCACCCACAAGACUGAAGAAAUAAAAAUGCACAGUUUUUCUCAACAAUUGAGAUUAUUUCUCAAUGAGGUGUCCAACGGCAAGGACACUUCCAAGUGCCUCCUCAUCGUGUUACACGAGUUUGAUUUGUUCGCCAUGCACCGCAAUCAAAUUCUGUUGUACAACCUUUUUGACUGUUGUCAGUCUAGCGCCAAUCCCAUUUGCGUCAUCGGAUUGACGUGUCGCUUACGAGGUAUUGGAUACGAGUACCCAGUGAUGAUACGUGCGAAUUACGCUUCAUGGCUAAAGGCUUGCAACAAACAUCCGUCGUGUAGACGGCGGGCUAAGAUGAGCCGGAUACAGCCAGAUACUGGAGAGGUACUGGAGAACAGGACACAAGGUCCUUUGCGUUCAGCGUUGUCUAUCAGUAUCUUGUUAUGA